AGCACAAGGCUCGCAGCAGUACUAGCGAGUUCAUCUUCUUCCUCGGCGGGACGGCGGCGUGGAGGAAGUGACAAGAGCCGAGAGUUCCUGACCCUUCCGCGCUUCGUCCGAGUUUGCGUCUCUCCUCGAGACCGUAACUGAUACCAGGCAUGGAUGCAAAGAACUCUGGCAACGGGCAACAAACUCAACAGAAGAUUACAAUGACAGAAGAUGCACCGAGUCAAGAUCAGGAGACAUUGGUUGCAGGCUCAGAUAUUGCUGUAAGUCCAGUCAACGGUCAUGGAUCUGGAGAUGUGAACAUGGAAGCUGCCAUCUAUGCUGAGGAUGUCAUGCGAGCUGGUGGCUUCGGAGCCAAAGACGACAUCGGCAGCCUCCUUCCCACAGCAAUAGAUUCCACUGAUUUUGAGGCCUCGCUGCGGGAUGCUCGUGACUUUGAAGGUGAGAGUGAAAAACCAUCGCAUCCUGGACUAGGAUACAAUCCAAAUAAAACUGACAGUGGAGGCAAACCAUCAGAUGUGCAGCAGCAGCAGUGAUCCGUACUUCCGUAGUAUGUUUCUUCUAGAACACAAUUUGAACUUCGGAUGAACAUGGAUUCACGUUCCUCAAGUGUUCCUAGAUUGUUCUGUUACUGACUUGCGUAUGUGCCAUCUUUGUUGUUUCCCUGAUGUAUGAAUGUCGAUUCUGCUUUAUGAACCAGAUCGUUUAACCGUGUAUAACUAAGUAUUGAUGCUGGUACUGUGUGACAGUUUUCAUCAUGAGUCGAUUAUCUGCUGGUGACUCUGGUUACAGUAUGCAG
This is a messenger RNA of Oryza brachyantha (malo sina), 796 nucleotides long. RefSeq lists its product as uncharacterized. The transcript has 2 exons. Bases 150 to 533 code for a protein of 127 amino acids. Lineage: Eukaryota; Viridiplantae; Streptophyta; Magnoliopsida; Poales; Poaceae. The record is from RefSeq and is a predicted model, not a curated record.